This is a messenger RNA of Lagenorhynchus albirostris (white-beaked dolphin), 2250 nucleotides long. RefSeq names its product GTPase, IMAP family member 4 (gene GIMAP4). Bases 476 to 1441 code for a protein of 321 amino acids. Lineage: Eukaryota; Metazoa; Chordata; Mammalia; Artiodactyla; Delphinidae. The transcript is spliced from 4 exons. The record is from RefSeq and is a predicted model, not a curated record. Gene Ontology annotation, molecular function: GTP binding; protein binding.
CUGCUUCAGUAUAAUCAGAAUGAUGGGAACACACGGAGAUGUCCUUGUGCCGCUUCUGAGCUCAAGGACGCGUAGCACGGCAUGUCUUCAAGAAAGCCCACUGUUGCUUGUAUAACCGAUAGAAGCAUAUGUUGCUGCUUUGGCAUUUCUGGAAUGUUAAGAAAACAAGUCUUAAGAUGUAAACACAGAUAAUGCGUAAAUAAAAGCUACCACAGCAGGACAGACGGCGCUGUUUUGCCUGAGCGAGAGGCAGCCCUCUACUGCUGUGCUUCGGCACAGUUCAUCUCGCGUGAUGAGGUUGCUUUCGGAAACCCUGUCAUAAGAUAAACUGCAACAUUUGGCGCCCGAACAGGGACCUGAAUGGAAUAACGGGGCAGACAAGACACAGACGGUUCACCAUCACAAAGCUUACAGUCUACGAGGAGACAGUAAAAAAAUCAGACGAACAACUUCCUAUUGUGGAAUUCAAACUACAAUGGCAGCCCUUUACCCCAGCAACUCCAGGACCAGCCAUGGGCUUGGAAACCAAGACCCCAGAGAUUCACAACUGAGACUCGUCUUAGUGGGUAAGACUGGGGCAGGAAAAAGUGCAACAGGAAACAGCAUCCUCGGAAAGAAGGUGUUUCCUUCGGGCUUUUCUGCAGUAUCCAUCACCAGGUCCUGUAAGAAAGGAGACAGCACCUGGAACGGGAGGGAAGUCGUCGUUGUGGAUACGCCAGGCAUCUUUGAUACAGAGGUACAGGAUGCUGACACUUGCAAGGAGAUUGCUCGCUGCAUGGCCCUGACCUCCCCAGGGCCUCAUGCUCUCCUCCUCGUCAUCCCACUGGGCCGGUACACGCUGGAAGAGCAGAGAGCCACGGAAAAGGUCCUGGAAAUGUUUGGAGAGAGAGCUAGGAAACACAUGAUUCUCUUAUUCACCCGGAAAGAUGACUUGGAAGGCACCGAUUUCCGUGAUUAUUUAAAGGAAGCUCCAGAAGUCAUUCGAGAGCUGAUGGACAAGUUCGGAGACCGCUACUGUGUGUUCAACAACAGGGCGACGGGAGCGGAGCAGGAGGACCAGAGGCAGCAGCUGCUGGUCCUGGUUCAGCGCGUGGUCGCAGAGUGCAAAGGCAGGUGCUUCACGAACAACACGUAUCAAAAGGUCGAGGAGGAGAUUCAGAAACAAAUCCUAGUGAUACAAGAAAAUUACAGAGCAGAGCUAGCGAGACAGAAAGCGCAGAUAAGACAGGAGUACGAAGAGAAAAUCAGAAUGCUGGAGGAUGAACUAGAACAGCAAAAGCAAGAGAUGCAAAUGAGGAGGCAGUUGGCAGAAAGGGAGGCUUUCUGUGCUGCAAGGCAGCAAAAUGCCAGACACGAAGUUGAGAAUCAGAGCGAGAUACUUGAAUUCAUCUUAGGCCUGUUUAAGGUGGUUUCUUUUGUUUUCUCUCUGUUUAAGAAUUAAACAUUAAGAUCCAACUUCAUGAAAAUGUGUCUAUACUUCCUGCAUAUUUUCAGCUGGCCCUGCCCCAUGUAAGUCAGAGCAUUCUCGUUUUUCUGUCUCUCAGACUCUCAGGACUAAGGAGAGUAAAGCUCACUGCUGGGAAUUGGUAUAUGUCGAUUGAUUUAACAGGGGAGGGACAAACUCUCAAUCUGUGAAACUCCAAAGCACAAUGUAUUGAUGCUCCCUAAUUGUGAAUUCUUUCUCAGAGACACAGAGAGAAGGAAUGCAGGAGACCAAAGAAAAUGACCCCAAGCUUUCUCUGUUUAUCCCUAGUAAAUGUUUCUCCUCUAGAUUCUUUCUAGAUUGGUAGGUAAUCUCCCCCUGUGGUUUCGUCUCACUUAUUUUACCCUCAGAAUCACAGUGAUCAUCUUAACCUUAUAGUUUAUGAGAAAGAUCAAUUCUUUGCAUUAGUUAAGCUUAUAGAUGGAGAUGUUUAUAGAAUUCUUUGUAGAUGAAUGGAAAUUUGUUUACUUACAAUUUUACAGAAGGACUCAAUUGUUCCUUAUCGUCUGCCCAUUGACGAACAGAGUUGUCUGGAAGAUAGAUCUUUCAGAACUCAACUAUGUGAAAUGCGAGAAAGAGUGAAAGAGAUUCAACAGAUAAGAGAACAAUGUUUGGUAUAUUCAGAUGUAUCUGUAGAAACUCUUUGACCAACACCAACCAAUUUGCUGAAUAACCAGUUCUCUCCUUUUCUUGGGAAACUAACUGCUGUCCCACCCAGUUGAAUUGUUUGCUUAUUGUUAUUAUAAUAAAACUUUUCUGUUCUCUCA